AUGUACUUCACCAACCUAAACUUCAUCUCUACCCUCUCGCUUCUACCCCUCACCUAUGCCAUGGCCUCUCCAAUGGACCCUCCUGCAUCUCUAAAGUGCCACUGUAUUACCUUCCCACCCCAGCCUUCAUCUCAUCCGUGCAACAUUGCCGGCUCCCAGGACCUGAGCUGGCACUCUGCCCGCACAUUCGCAGCAUCCCACAACCUCCCACUCUACUUCGCCAGCCAGGACACCAUCUCUAAAGUGCUUCACGCCCAGCAUCCGCUACCAACCAGCCUUCUCUUAUCCAUGGACAAGCAGAGUCCGUUCUUCCCUCAGGCCUCCAUCACCAACGACGGCACGAGCAGGGUCAUCUGUGAGGUUGACGAUGAACUGCGCCGGAAAUGGAUGAAGCAGGCUGAAAAGGAUGGCAAGAGGGGCUACGACGUCUUCAUUCUCCAGGUUGUCAUGAUCCUGCUUCUAUUGAUCAUUGGGUUCGAGGCCGGUAGUGUAGUUUGGACAAGCCUGCAUCGCGCGUUCUUCAAAAAAUCAGCACCGAUUAGGCUAUCGGGUGAGGAGAAGUGCUUGACUGCUAUCACCACCGAGUAUAAUACCUCCUCAACAUCUGGAUCUGAGAAACACGCAGAUGCAACAAUUCCCCGGCUUCCAGUGUAUAUGGCACAGAACACUCCUCAGAUCUGUGGACAUAUGGACAUUCCCUGGGAGAGCGACUGA
Lindgomyces ingoldianus is the source of this 714-nucleotide messenger RNA. RefSeq lists its product as uncharacterized. Lineage: Eukaryota; Fungi; Ascomycota; Dothideomycetes; Pleosporales; Lindgomycetaceae. The transcript is spliced from 2 exons. Bases 1 to 714 code for a protein of 237 amino acids. The record is from RefSeq and is a predicted model, not a curated record.